AUGGUCCGCUUCGAUCGCUAUACCGGCCCCCCUUAUUUCGACGACCCUGAGCUAGCCAACGUCCAGCCCAUCUUUCGCUCCUGGCGGGACUUCAUCAAGGGUAGUAUGCCCUGCUCUCGCACUCAGUUUCCCUUGACAAUCGCAUAUAGCAUCACUGUGCACAAGGCACGGGGUGCUACGCUUGAAUGGGUUGUUGCCGAUAUAUCCCAUCGCGAUUUCCAGUCUGGCCUCACCUACGUCGCCGUCUCGCGCGCCAAGACGUUGAAUGGCAUCAUGUUUGAUGCGUCCUUUGAUCUCAAUGAUAUCCGGCGUCGCACGGAUGGCUCUAUGGCUGCUCGGGCUGCUGACGCUGCCCGGCUUGCUGGCCAGGUUGUGACUGCCCAGGAAGUAUUGAAUUGA
Molecule: messenger RNA, 399 nt
Organism: Hirsutella rhossiliensis
Lineage: Eukaryota; Fungi; Ascomycota; Sordariomycetes; Hypocreales; Ophiocordycipitaceae
Exons: 1
Coding region: 1-399 (132 amino acids)
Source: RefSeq, a predicted model, not a curated record